Messenger RNA from Acipenser ruthenus (sterlet), 1681 nucleotides. Its product is annotated as 3-ketoacyl-CoA thiolase B, peroxisomal-like. The transcript is spliced from 12 exons. The record is from RefSeq and is a predicted model, not a curated record. Gene Ontology annotation, biological process: phenylacetate catabolic process; fatty acid beta-oxidation. Gene Ontology annotation, molecular function: acetyl-CoA C-acyltransferase activity. Gene Ontology annotation, cellular component: peroxisome. Bases 222 to 1517 code for a protein of 431 amino acids. NCBI's taxonomy places the organism in Eukaryota, Metazoa, Chordata, Actinopteri, Acipenseriformes, Acipenseridae.
UGUUUGUGCUUUCCGUAUCCAUUAGCGUAUCAGCUGUUCCACGCAAGACUACAAACCUGGGGCACAAUUUGUAACAAAGUUCAUCAACCCCAAGUUCAAGCAAAGUAAACAGCGCAAACAGAGCACGCCUGUGUUUUAUUGAAAGAGAAUUCUAACCCCCUUUUCCCCGAUCUGUAUAUUCAGUCUUCAGUAAAUUACUAUAGGUUAAUAUAAAUAGUAGAAUGCACCGGGCUAAGAUCGUUUUUGGACACCUGACUCAAUGUCCAGCAGCGGCCAGACCGAAUUCAGUGCAGAGGGCUGAAUGCAAGUCUUUCCCCCGAGCGAGUCCGGAUGAUAUUGUCGUGGUGCACGGACUGAGGACCGCGAUUGGGAAAGCGAAAAGAGGAGCAUUUAAGGACACCACACCUGAUGAGCUACUGAGCGCUGUGAUGACCGCUGUCCUGAACGACGUCAACCUGAGUCCAGCCAGACUGGGAGACAUCUGUGUGGGAAAUGUGCUGCAGCCUGGAGCUGGGGCCCUCAUGGUGCGAGUGGCUCAGUUUUUAAGUGGGAUCCCCGAGUCUGUGCCGAUAUACACUGUGAACAGAAUGUGCUCUUCAGGGCUGCAGGCUCUGUUCAAUGUUGCAGGUAGCAUCAGAAAUGGUUCUUAUGACAUUGGCCUAGCCUGUGGGGUGGAGAGCAUGUCCCUGCGUUCCCCGGGGAACCCUGGUGAUGUGAGCUCCAGACUCAUGGAUAACGAGAAGGCCCGGGACUGUCUCAUUCCUAUGGGAAUCACAUCGGAGAACGUGGCAGAGAGGUUUGGCGUUUCCAGGCAGAAACAGGAUGCCUUCGCUGUGUCUUCUCAACAGAAAGCAGAGAAAGCUCAGAAGCUGGGUCUGUUCGCGCAGGAGAUCGUUCCGGUGAGCACCAAGUUUGUGGACAGCGAAGGGAACGAGACGAGGAUAACAGUGACGCAGGACGAUGGGAUCAGGGCAGGAACAACGCUUGAAGGACUGGCCAAACUCAGACCUGCCUUCAAGGAGAACGGCAGCACGACUGCAGGUAAUGCCAGCCAGGUGAGCGAUGGCGCGGCGGCUGUGCUGGUGGCCAGGCGCUCCGCGGCUCAGCAGCUGGGUCUGCCGGUGCUGGGGGUGCUGAGAGCCAGCGCUGUUGUGGGGGUGCCCCCCGAUGUCAUGGGAAUCGGGCCAGCCUACGCCAUCCCCAUCGCACUGCAGCAAGCAGGUCUAACAGUGGAUGAUAUUGAUGUAUUUGAAAUUAAUGAGGCUUUUGCCAGUCAGGCCCUGUAUUGUGUGGAGAAGCUGGGGAUCCCUCUGGACAAGCUGAACCCCAGCGGAGGGGCCAUUGCCCUGGGGCACCCCCUGGGCUGCACUGGGGCUCGACAGGUGGUCACGCUGCUCAAUGAGCUCAAACGCAGGGGCAGAAGAGCCUAUGGUGUUGUGUCCAUGUGUAUCGGAACUGGAAUGGGGGCCGCUGCAGUCUUUGAAUACCCAGGCCAAUCAAAUCUUCAGAAAGUAUAGUUCAGAGUGCAAACACUUUCUAACUAACGGGACCAAUAGCACUUUGUAGCAAUGGAGAUUUGAAGCGGGUGUUGGUUGGUAUAAUUGAUUGAAUUGUUAUUGUUUGUCCUUUGUAACAAUAUCUGUACUAAUGAAUAAUAAAUUUGAGAUGUUGCGAUUGUUUA